CAUCACACCAACCGACCACCAUGUCCGACGAUGAAAUGAAUAUCGAUGAAGUCGCUAACGGCGGCGGCGCUGUGAGGCGGAGAGGCAGGGGAUUCCAAAACACAGCAGGUGGAAAUGAUGGCACAAUCACCACUGAGCCCACUUACGACAGGGUUGAAUCCUCUCAUGUCAAGGAUGACACGAGAGCCGCACGAUCCGUUGAAGGUUGGAUCGUCUUGGUCACCAACGUACACGAGGAGGCAACGGAGGAAGACGUCACGGACAAGUUUGCAGAGUUCGGAGAGAUAAAAAAUCUCCAUUUAAAUUUGGACCGGCGCACGGGUUAUGUCAAGGGCUAUGCACUCGUGGAAUAUGAGACCAUGGCUGAGGCUCAGACUGCUAUUGAUGGCGCGUCGGGAACGCCAUUACUAGAACAGAUGGUCCAAUGCGACUACGCAUUCGUUCGGCCCCCUCCAUCGGGCCCGAAAAAAGGCAGAGGAGGUCGGGAAGGGCGCGGUCGGAGUGCCAGUCCGUCACGCAGACAGAGAGACUGAGCUUUGUUUACUGUAACUUGAUCAUUCCUGUUCUCCUGCAAUUACAUCUGUUCCCCGAUGCGACAUGACGGCGCGCUUAUAAAAGGUCCCGGCGA
Suillus discolor is the source of this 628-nucleotide messenger RNA. RefSeq lists its product as uncharacterized. The transcript is spliced from 6 exons. Gene Ontology annotation, cellular component: exon-exon junction complex; nucleus; cytoplasm. Gene Ontology annotation, biological process: RNA splicing. The record is from RefSeq and is a predicted model, not a curated record. Gene Ontology annotation, molecular function: mRNA binding. Lineage: Eukaryota; Fungi; Basidiomycota; Agaricomycetes; Boletales; Suillaceae. Bases 21 to 533 code for a protein of 170 amino acids.